CACUCGAUUGGUUUCACCAACUUCCCCCCGGGUCGAUUGCGGAUUUUGAGGAUUUUUCCAGCAAUCUUACCAAUCAAUAUUCGAGCGCGGUGGCGCAGGAGAAGACGUAUUUGACUCUGAUGGCGAUGAGGCAAGGGGAGAAGGAGUCGUUGAGAAAGUACGUUGCUCGAUAUAAUCAGACGUGUUUAGAGGUGCACUCGGCUUCAGACGAGGUGAAGGCAGGAGGAUUGAUAAGGAUUCUUCGAGCGGGGCCUUGUCGAACUUCUUUGGCGAAGACCCCUGCUCGAUCAUAUGAGGAUGUUCUGAAGCGGUGCAGGAAGUAUAUUAAUUUGGAGGAGAUGGAGAUGGAGUUUGCAAAGCUGGAAGGAGUGGCUCGACCAGAGCCAAAAAAGGAGAAAAGCCCGCAAAGAGAGAGAUCGCCGAGGAGAAAUUUUCCCAAACGGAGUGGGCAGAAGAGGGCAUCACCCCGAAGAGAGAGUCGAGACUCAAAAAGGGAGAAGAGAGAUGAGUGGCAGAGGAGGCCGAUGUUGUUCGAGAGACAGAGAUACCACACUUUUACGCCCUUGAGGAAAGACAUGACACAGGUCCUCGAGGCCAUGGAACAGAAGAUGCCGAGCGAGGAUGUGACUUGGCCGAAGACGAGGUUUACAGGCCCAAUUCGGCCUAGGUCGGAUAUUUACUGUCGCUUUCACCGUGAUUAUGGUCACACCACGGAGAACUGUAGACAUUUGAAAGAUGAGAUCGAGAGGUUGAUUCGAGCGGGAUAUUUGACAGAAUUUGUGUAUCACGAUAGGGUGAAAGGGAAAGGAAGGAGAAGGUGUAGGGAGGACUCUGAGGAAAGGAGCGAUAGAGAUAAGGAGGGAGACGGCGGAGAUGGUCGAGGAAAGAAGCCAAGGAGAGAUGGCGAUAAGGGAGGGCAUGGAGGAGAAGCCCCGAUGAAGAGAAGAACAAUUUACAUGAUUUCCGGUGAGCCAACGGAUGGUGACUCGAAUAGGGCCAAGAAGGAGCACGCUCGAGCUGUGAAGAGGAAGAGAGCGGAGGUGGGGAUUACGGCUCGCAUGUCGGUGAUAAGUUUUAAGGCGGAGGAUGCCGAGGGAGUGGUCCUGCCGUACAACGAUGCUUUGGUAAUAACCGCGGAGCCGGGGGGAGAAGUGGAGGAGAUUCAAAUGAUCGAGGGGUGUGAAGAGAGGAAGUUCAAAAUCAGGAAAGGCUUGGAGGAGCCUAUUCGGUCAAGGCUUAUUGAUCUGGUAAGGGAGUUCGCUGACAUUUUUUCCUAUACAACGGAAGAGUUGACGGGGAUAAGUGCGGAAGUGAUCGAGCACCGGCUGAACAUCGACCUUAGUGUGAGGCCGGUGAAACAAAAAAGAAGACAGCAUGGGGCGGAGAUGGACAAAAUCAUUGAGAAGGAGGUCGAGAAGCUAUUGGGAGCAGGGUAUAUCAAGGAAAUCCAGUUCCUCGAAUGGUUGUCAAAUACGGUGAUGGUGUCGAAGUCGGAGGGGAAAUGGAGGAUGUGCAUUGAUUUCCGUGAUCUGAACAAAGUGUGCCCAAAAGAUCUAUAUCCGCUGCCUAGAAUCGACCAGCAGGUCGACUCAACGGCAGGGUGCGAAUUACUGAGCCUGAUGGAUGCCUCCCAAGGAUAUCAUCAAAUUCCCUUGGCGAGAGAAGACGGGAAGCGGGUGAGUUUUGUAACAAAUCGAGGGACCUAUUGUUACGUGGUCAUGCCGUUCGGUCUAAAGAAUGUGGGUGCCACAUAUCAAAGGUUGGUCGAUAAAAUUUUUAAGGAGCAGCUGGGAAGGAACAUGGAGGUAUAUGUGGACGAUAUGUUGGUGAAAAGCAAGGAGGAGUUGGAUCAUGUGCGAGACUUGAGAGAAACAUUCCUAACGUUGCGGAGGUAUGGGAUGAAAUUGAAUCCUGCUAAGUGCUCUUUCAGGGUGAGAUCGGGGAUGUUCUUGGGUUACUUGGUGACCAAGAGAGGUAUUGAAGUGAAUCCUGAGAAGGUUCGAGCUGUAAUUGAGAUGAAGCCGCCGACGAAUGUUGAAGAAGUGCAGAUCUUAGCUGGUCGAAUUGCAGGGCUGAGCCGUUUCAUAUCGAAGGUGGCGGAGAAGAGUGGGCCAUUAUUUAAAACAUUGAAGAAGAGUGCAAAAUUCCAAUGGAUAGAGGAGGCGCAGGGGGGCUUCGAGGAGUUCCGAGGGGU
Striga hermonthica is the source of this 2194-nucleotide messenger RNA. Lineage: Eukaryota; Viridiplantae; Streptophyta; Magnoliopsida; Lamiales; Orobanchaceae. The record is from the annotation of a GenBank genome assembly.